AUGGAUGUAAAUUUUGAGGUGCAAAGAGGGGAGUCGUUCUCCAUUGAAGUGGGCUUCUUCGACACUGUAAUGGAGAUGAAAGAGACGGUGGAAAAGUAUCAUGGCAUUCCAGUUUCCAAGCAAACUCUCAUCUUCAAUGGCCAAGUUCUCCCAGACGACGGGGACAUUUGGAAGUGCGAAAUCUUUCAUAACUCCCGCAUUCAGGUCCUUGUAGCCCCAGACGAUGCCGCCGCCGCUGCCGCUGACAAGGUCAAGACCGAGGAGUUUUCUCCGCCCACUAAGAUUCACCUCCUGAUCAACGUCUCAACAGCUUCCUCAACAUCGCACAUUUCUCAUGAAGUGGACUUAAACGACACCGUCCUGAGGCUGAAGGAGAGGAUUCAGCGCAUGCAAGCCAAGCCAGUCAACAGGUUGCUUUUGCAUGGAACAGAUACCGAACUGCAUGAUCAUCAGUUGUUGCGAGAUUGCAACAUUUCGGAUUACACCGAGAUCGACGUGAGUUUUAGAACAUGGCCCACAGCUUCAUCCGGUGGCGGCGGCGGUGGGGGAAGCUGCGGAGGAGGAGGGUCAAAGAAGUUGAAGCUGAUGGUGUUGCCUAAGAGCGGGACAAAGAAGAUACAGGUGGAAGUGAAUGCUUCGGACAAUGUGGGAGAGUUAAGGAAUGAGUUGCAGAAGUUGCACCAGAGGCUUCAAUUUCAUCUUCCACAAGAAGGUUACUUUUUCAUUUACAAGCAGAUUGUUAUGGAUGAUGAUAAGUCUUUCCGCUGGCACCAUGUUUGUCAGGGCGACACCAUUGAAAUCUUUAAUGGAAGCGUCACCGGUGGGUCAUGA
Messenger RNA from Gastrolobium bilobum, 831 nucleotides. Its product is annotated as ubiquitin domain-containing protein 7SL RNA1-like. The record is from RefSeq and is a predicted model, not a curated record. Gene Ontology annotation, molecular function: ubiquitin binding; polyubiquitin modification-dependent protein binding; proteasome binding. Gene Ontology annotation, cellular component: nucleoplasm; cytosol. The transcript has a single exon. Gene Ontology annotation, biological process: proteasome-mediated ubiquitin-dependent protein catabolic process. NCBI's taxonomy places the organism in Eukaryota, Viridiplantae, Streptophyta, Magnoliopsida, Fabales, Fabaceae. Bases 1 to 831 code for a protein of 276 amino acids.